Electrophorus electricus (electric eel) is the source of this 1271-nucleotide messenger RNA. Lineage: Eukaryota; Metazoa; Chordata; Actinopteri; Gymnotiformes; Gymnotidae. The record is from RefSeq and is a predicted model, not a curated record.
GAAGACGCUGCAGGAGAGGAGUUCCAGGAGCAGGUGUCUCACCUGUGCAGUCAGCAGAGUCAGGCACUGGAGCUCAUUAAAAAUAAACGCAAAGACCCGCGUUUCGCGCACCUUAUACAGGAAUGUGAAGCCAGCCCUCACUGCCGCCGACUACAAUUAAAGGACCUUCUAGUGUCUGAGAUGCAGAGACUCACCAAAUACCCCUUGCUGCUGGAUAACAUCAUCAGACACACAGAAGCUGGUUCUCCAGACCUGCAGCCAUUGCUGAGGGCACAGGCGUGCUGCCGUGGGAUACUACGAGCUGUCAAUGAGGUCGUCAGGGAGACGGAGCACCGGCGACAGCUCAGCCGUUAUCAGCGCAGGCUAGACUUGUCCCCUCUGGAGAGGCAGGCCAGUCCUGUCGCUGCUCAGUUCAAGAAUCUGGACCUGACCACUAAAAAACUGAUCCACGAAGGACGGUUGACUUGGAAAGUUAACAAAGAUAAAGCUAUAGACAUUCAUGCUCUGCUUCUCUCAGACAUGUUGGUGCUACUCCAAAGGGGUUCAGGUGACCGUUUGAUCUUGCGAUGUCCAGCGCGCUCACUGGGUGGGGUUUGGGGUAGGAACACGGACCUCAAAACCCCCUUUUGCCCCGUUGUUCGCUUGGAUUCAUCUCUUGUCAGAUCUGUGGCUACAGAUAACAAGGCCUUGUAUGUGAUCAGUACAUCAGAGAGACAGAUAUACGAGCUGGUGGCUGGGACUUCCUCUGAGAAAAACACAUGGAAGAACCUGUUAGAAAAGACCAUCUCCUCGGCCUCUGGAGGCAGUGAAGCCACCAAGCAAGGAUCAACAGCUAUCCCAACUGACCAAUCAGAAGCCUACAUGCAUACUGGUGGGCAGGGUUAUGUGGGAGGACGAGCUAAAAUGGCUGAUGCUGCUCUUCAAGAUGUCAGGACACUAAGACUGUUGAUCCUUGGAUCCUUGGAUCCUUUAGAGGCUGCCAGUCAGAAGCAGAAAGUGACAUCAUUGUCCUCACAGCAAGAAGGGCAGGAGAUGCCUUGCCAGUCACCAAAAGGCCGUUCACACCUGGAGAUGCUGAGGCAUGAAACGAGGCCCUGCCAAUCACGAGCAAGCAUACGGCAGCGCAUGAUAAAAAAUGUGGAUGGAAUCUUUCAAUCAAUGAAGGGGCUGAUGAAAAACCUGCAUCAGCUUAGGGAGAUUGAAGCACUGUAGACUGCUCACAAUGGUGAGAAAAAAGUCACCUGUCAGUCAGUUCAGAUGACACCAUCCAU